Brassica napus (rape) is the source of this 2195-nucleotide messenger RNA. Its product is annotated as fatty acid amide hydrolase. The transcript has 21 exons. Bases 139 to 1980 code for a protein of 613 amino acids. The record is from RefSeq and is a predicted model, not a curated record. Gene Ontology annotation, cellular component: membrane. Gene Ontology annotation, biological process: N-acylethanolamine metabolic process. Lineage: Eukaryota; Viridiplantae; Streptophyta; Magnoliopsida; Brassicales; Brassicaceae. Gene Ontology annotation, molecular function: N-(long-chain-acyl)ethanolamine deacylase activity.
GAGACAAAAUCAAUAUACAAAUCUAGUACAAGCAACCAUUCAAGUUUCCAACAAACUUCACCGGUCAUCCGCACGGCCUCUUCAAAUCUGUGUCAGCUUCAUUAACUAAUCACCGCCAAAUCAGAUCAACCUUCUCAGAUGGGUAAGUUUAAGGUCAUGAAACCGGUGAACGAGGUUGAUGUCUCUUGUGUCAAAUAUAAAGAAGAAGACAUCAAAGCCCCUCAUUUGACUGGCUUCUUGUUCAAGUUGUUUGUUAAGAUGCUUGAAGCACCACUUAUAGGCUCAUUGAUUGUAGAGACAUUGAAGAAGAACAAUGGCAUGACCCAGAUUUUUCGCAACACAGUGAUACCAGAAGAGCCCAUGUUUAGACCUGUGUUCCCAUCUCAAAAACCGGAGGUUGAUGUUGUCCUUGUUGGAGAAGAUGAAAGCCCUCUAAACAGAUUAGAAACAGCCUUGAAGUGUCUUCCUCAGUAUGAUCCUUCUCUUAGCUUCCAAGCAGAUUCAGGCUCAUCCUUUCGUUACUGGAAGAUACGUGAUUACGCUUAUGCUUAUAGAUCUAAGCUAACAACUCCAUCUGUGGUAGCAGAACAAAUAAUCUCAAUCAUAGAGGAGUUUAAGUAUGACAAGUCUCCAACACCGUUUUUGAUUAGCUUUGAUGCUAAUGAAGUCAGAAAGCAAGCUGAAGCUUCUACACAUAGGUUUGAACAAGGACAUCCAAUAUCCAUUUUAGAUGGAGUUUUUAUAACAAUCAAGGAUGAUAUUGACUGUUUACCGCAUACCACAACGGGUGGAACAACAUGGCUACAUGAAGAGCGUUCUGUAGAGAAGGACUCAGUGGUUGUUUCAAGACUUCGAAGUUGUGGUGCAAUCUUACUUGGGAAGGCUAAUAUGCAUGAGUUAGGAAUGGGGACUUCAGGGAACAAUUCAAAUUAUGGAACAACAAGAAACCCACAUGCACCUGAAAGGUACACAGGCGGAUCUUCUUCAGGUUCAGCAGCUAUUGUAGCCUCUGGACUAUGUCCAGCUGCUUUAGGAACAGAUGGUGGAGGUUCUGUUCGCAUCCCUGCAUCACUCUGUGGUGUAACUGGACUGAAAACAACAUAUGGUCGGACAGAUAUGACGGGGUCACUAUGUGCAGGUGGAACAGUGGAAGUUGUUAGUCCACUUGCUUCAUCCCUAGAAGAUACUCUAUUGGUGUAUGCAGUGAUAUUGGGCUCUUCAUCUGCAGAUAGACUUAACUUGAACCCGACACCACCAUGUCUUCCCAAGUUAUUAUCUCACAAUGGAGGCAAUGCUAUUGGAUCUCUAAGGCUAGGGAAAUAUACAACGUGGUUUAAUGAUGUUCAUUCAAGUGACAUCUCUGACAAAUGUGAAGAUAUUCUUAAGCUCUUAUCGAACAAUCAUGGUUGCCAAGUAGUGGAAAUAGUGGUUCCUGAACUGGAAGAAAUGCGUGCAGCUCAUGUUGUGUCGAUUGGGUCUGCAACACUGUGUUCUCUUACUCCUUACUGUGAGGCUGGGAAAAAUCCAAAGUUAUCUUAUGAUACUCGUACUAGCUUUGCGAUCUUCAAGUCAUUCUCUGCUUCAGACUAUAUUGCUGCUCAGUGUCUUAGGAGAAGGUUGAUGGAGUAUCACUUGGAUAUUUUCAAAAACGUUGAUGUUAUUGUGACGCCUACAUGUGGUAUGACGGCUCCUUUGAUACCCCCUGAGGCUGUGAAAAAUGGAGAAACCAAUUUUCAAGUGGCAGCUUAUCUAAUGCGGUUUGUUGUAGCUGCAAAUCUCCUGGGCUUCCCUGCCAUAUCUGUCCCUGUUGGGUAUGAUAAGGAAGGGAUGCCAAUAGGAUUACAAAUAAUGGGAAGACCUUGGGCUGAAGCUACCGUCCUUGCUUUAGCUGCUGCUGUUGAGGAGCUGGCUCCAGUUACCAAGAAACCUGCUAUUUUUCACGAUGUUCUCAAUACCAACAGAAUCCAUAAGGAAAAGUGAAAAGGCAAAGAGUUUCUCUCUGAAUGGGAUAUUUGUCUGUGGUUACAUUUUGAUUAAUUGUGUUUAUUUUUCAGGUUAAACAUGAUAUAUUUUAUAAGAUAAGUGGGGGUGUUCUUGUAUUUACCUCGUACAUUGACUAUGACUCAUUAUUAUAAAUCUCAGUUAUACAAGUGUGAAUAAAUGUUGCAUCUCUAAGAAGAUACCAGAAGGCACCA